Neoarius graeffei (lesser salmon catfish) is the source of this 3220-nucleotide messenger RNA. RefSeq names its product fibroblast growth factor receptor like 1a (gene fgfrl1a). Gene Ontology annotation, molecular function: fibroblast growth factor receptor activity; fibroblast growth factor binding. Gene Ontology annotation, cellular component: plasma membrane. The coding region runs from base 476 to 1921 and encodes 481 amino acids. NCBI's taxonomy places the organism in Eukaryota, Metazoa, Chordata, Actinopteri, Siluriformes, Ariidae. The record is from RefSeq and is a predicted model, not a curated record. The transcript is spliced from 7 exons.
AAUAAGCAGUUAACGGUAAGUGGAGUGAGGGAGAGGAGUUCAGUGUUUACUCUCACUGGGCGCUAGUUAGUUAGUGGCUGGUUAGCUGGUUAGUUAGGGGGAGUGUGGUUACCUCAGUUGUAAGGUUUGUGAGGAGCAGACGGAGGGGAAGUUGGAGGAAUUUCGCCAGAGCGCUUGUAGCCUGAGGUGGCACCGCGCGCGCGAGACUGACAGCCGAAAGUAUCAGAGUGUGGUUCAUUAAAAUAGUGCUAAGUGUUUGUUCAGUUGGUGCGCAUGCGCAGAAAAGAACUCUCUCAACAACUUUGGAUUAAUUUUUUUUUUUUUUUAAACUUGGAUUUUGGAUACUUCUGGCAAUAAAUACUCAAUAGACCAAACUUUAUUUGCCUGGAAAGAUGUGAACCUGAGAUUUUAUCAGCACUGAGUGAGUUUUCUCAACACUUGAUUCAAGAAACCCGAGGCCUUUCCGACAGACGUCAUGGAGCUUCUGUGGAUUGUUCUUGCUCUUUUUGAUAUUAUUUACAUGACAAAUUGUGCCCGAGGUCCUCCCCGUGUUUCAGAGAAGGUGGUACAUCGGCAGACGGUGCGGAUCGGACGCACCAUGAAGCUCCAGUGUCCGGUUGAAGGCGACCCGCCGCCCCUCAUCAUGUGGAGCAAAGAUGGCCGCAAUAUCCACAGCGGAUGGAUGCGCUUCAGGGUCACGCAUCAAGCACUGCGCAUAAAAGAGGUGGAGGCUGAGGAUGCUGGUACUUUCAACUGUAAAGCCACCAACGGCUUCGGCAGCGUCAACAUCAACUACACCCUCAUUGUGAUUGAUGACUCGAGCUCGGGGAAGGACGGUGCCAGACCAGCGGGAGAUGCCGAGUUCUCCACCGACCCGUCAGGAAAACUGGUGCGGCCCCGCUUCACCCAGCCGGCUAAGAUGAGAAAGCGGGUAAUCGCUCGGCCAGUGGGCAGCUCAGUGAGGCUGAAGUGCACGGCGAGUGGAAACCCUAGACCCGAUAUCGUGUGGCUGAAGGACAGCAGGCCGCUCACGCCCGAGGAGGUGGGCGAGAGCCGCAAGAAGAAAUGGACGCUGAGCUUGAAAAACCUCACGCCGGAGCACAGCGGCAAAUACACUUGCCAUGUCUCCAACCGCGCCGGAGAAAUCAACGCCACCUACAAAGUGGAAGUCAUCCAGCGCACCAACUCGAAGCCCAUCCUGACAGGCACUCAUCCCGUAAACACUACGGUAGACUACGGCGGUACGACGUCUUUCCAGUGCAAAGUACGCAGCGAUGUUAAACCUGUUAUCCAGUGGCUCAAGAGAGUGGAGCCUGGCGAUGAGAGCAAGUACAACUCAACCAUCGAGGUUGGAGAGCACCGCUUCGUAGUGCUGCCCACCGGAGAGGUGUGGUCACGGCCUGACGGCUCCUACCUCAACAAGCUGCUCAUCACUCGUGCCAAGGAAGAAGACGCAGGCAUGUACAUCUGCCUGGGCGCCAACACUAUGGGCUACAGCUUCCGAAGUGCCUUCCUCACUGUCCUGCCUGACACCAAGCCCCACUUCCCGCAUGCUCCUGCCGUCUCGUCUCCUGGGCUCCCCUGGCCCGUCAUCAUCGGCAUCCCUGCUGGCGUGGUCUUCAUCCUGGGCACCAUCCUCCUGUGGUUCUGCCAAUCGAAAAAGCACUGUUCCUCAGGAGCCAUCGUGUCUGCCCAAGCCAACGGCCACCGCCAGCCUCCUCGAGAGCGGCCACUGCCAGGAGCCGACAAGGACUGCAUGGGCUCCAUGAGCUACGAAGAGUACCUGAGUCAACAGCAGCAGCAGCAGCUCCUGCUCGGCCCCAAGGUCUACCCAAAGAUCUUCACAGACAUCCACACGCACACACACUCGCACGUGGACGGAAAAGUGCACCAACACCAGCACAUCCACUACCAAUGUUAGCCUCCCGAUGUCCCGCAGGGCUCCUGUUCAAGGUCUGCGCUUCAUUCAUCCCUCAAUAGUGACCUCACCAGCGGCAGUUUCUCUUCGCAUCGUUUGGAUCUGCAGAACUUCAACCAACCUCAAGCAAAAGCAGACGCUCGGGCCAAGCUGUUCUAGAGAAUACGAACCCAUACAAACACACGAGCCAGGUUCCUUCAUACAAAACCGUUUUCCUGACGGGAUAUCAAGAGUAUACUUCCACGAGUUAACCGUGACUACACAAAAAUAAAGAUGAUGCGAUCGGUUUCACACAAAACUAAAGAGAAAAACGUUUUCAGGUCCGUUCUGGACAACGUACACGAUAAACGGGGAGAAAAAAAAAAAAAAGUGAAUGUACCGUCUCUCACAAUGCAUCGUGAACCCUGAGCUUCAUCUUUUCAGCUUUGUGAAGCACCGUCUCUUUGAUCAGUCAGCUUUAAUGCUCUUUCACAGACGGAGUUGUGGAUAUGGCCAAGAGGAACGUUUCCGAUUAGCACCAGAUUACAGUGAGAACUUUUUGUAUUGCUGCAGUCUAAACAAAUUGCCUGUCAGUGUAGGCGUUUGCAGGUAUACAACCUUUUUUUUUUUAAAUUCUGCAUAUACCAAAUUUGGAUUUGUGGAUGCUCAUAAGCCCUUUACUUCUAACUGACUGCAUGAGAUUUUGUAAGAUUUCACAUAUCAGUUGGACUUUCAUCUUUGGUACAUGAAUGUUGCAGUCUUUUGCAAAUGUAGUUGGAUAUUUAAGUGUGUCUCCGCGUAAUGGAUAAAAAAGUGCCUUUUUUUAUUUUAAUGAUCUCCGUUAUAAAGGUUCAGGUACGGGAUAUUGAUACAAAUUCCUUUCUCUCAGGUGGCCCUUUUACUAGUUUACCUUUUGGAUUUAUUUUUUUUUUCCUAAUUAUCUUGACCACUAUAUGAAAACUGUGUAAAAUGCCUUUGACUGCUCGUGUAAUGGCAGCCCUUCGUGUGUAUUUGGUGCUCGGGCUUUAAAAUCGGACAUGAACGCAAAAGAACUUUCCACGCUGUGAGGUGCGAGAAAACCGAUCCCAGCCCAUCGUCCCUGCUUUUCCUGUAAUUCCCCAAACGUGGACGUGCAGGACACACUGCCGAGUUUUGAAUCGAUAUUAAUGCACUUAUUCCACAGGAGUAGUGAAAAACAUUUAGGAUGACGUUUUGUUCGGAAUCACUCAAAAUGCAAACCCUGUCUAGCUGUAAAAGUUAACAGGUACCAUUAAUUUAUUUGCUAGCUUUAUUUUUGUGACCUUAAAGGAACAGUCCACCGUA